This is a messenger RNA of Cladocopium goreaui, 589 nucleotides long. NCBI's taxonomy places the organism in Eukaryota, Dinophyceae, Suessiales, Symbiodiniaceae. The record is from the annotation of a GenBank genome assembly.
AUGGAUUCCAACGCUCGCAGCCUUAAGAUCCAAGUACUCACGCCUUCCCCACGUCCUACGUCUCUAUUCACGCCCAUGGCGAAGGGCCUGAGGUGUUUGAUCCUCCUUGCAUCGUUGCUGGUUGUUGAUGGACUGGCAACUGGAAAGCUUGGGAAAGAGCUGAAGAAAGAAAAAGGCUAUGAGGGUGCAUGGAGCCUGACAAUCCAGCUUCGCUUCAAAGAUGUUGCGACACGUGAUGAGUUUCUGAAAUCCUGGGGAGUCUUGGCACGCUAUGUGCGUGACUAUGAGCCCUUUUGCUUGCUUUUCGAAGCUAUCCAAAGUGAUAAAGACCCGCUCCUGUUGAUCGUGGAUGAGAGAUACACCGACAAAGAUGUCUACGGUAAGCACAGGAGCAGUGAUGCUUUCAACGUCUUUCGGCCCCAAAUGCAGAAGCUUCAAGAUGCAGGUGAUGCCAGUCCCGAGGAGAUGCACGAGAUGCAGGCCCGAGAGGAGAUGGUGCCCGAUGGAGAUCGAAUGGACGUGACAGAGAGCCCCGCGAGUUUGACCGAGGUUGGAGUCCCGCGGCCCGCCUUGAUCAAGAAACCCACGU